CCCUCCUACUAGCUCGACAUUCUCCUCCUCAGUAUGCUUCACACACUUAUUAAACACACUUUAAGCAUAACAUGAAUAUUCAUGUAAGAUGGUGGAUAGAACACAUGGAAUUGGAGUCACGGUGUAGAAGUUGAACAUGAAGUUUCACUUUUGCACCUCACAGCAACUACGGUGUGUUCAAGGACCAAGUGCGACAUCUGAACGCAUGGUGAAAAAAACUGAAGCGGAAAAACAAACAUGUAAAAAAAAUUGUGCGCUUGUUUUUAACAGUGAUAAAUAUAUGCAGUACAUUUAACCUGCAUUAUUUAAAUUAUUACCGACUUAGUGUGAAUGAGAUGUUUUCUGUGGGAAAAAAAACAACCUGUUUUCGGAGAAGAAAACAAUUCUGACAAAAACUUUUGCAUCCCACAGCAACUAUGGUGCGUUCAAGGACCGAUGAACAAAGUGCCACAUCUCAACACUUCCUGAAAAAACAUCAGUGAAGCGUAAAGACAUAAAUAUGUCAAGAUUGUGGUUAACAGUGAUAAAUGCAUGCAGUACAUUUUACCUGAAUUAUUACGUAUUCCUAAAUUAUUCCGACUUGGCGUGAAUGAGAUGUGUUUUCUACAGAGAAGAAAACAAUUGUGACAAAAAACAUUUGCAUCUCACAGCGACAAUGGUGUGUUCAAAGACCGCCAAACAAAGUGUGACAUCUCAACAUUUGAUGAAAAAACAUCAGUGAAACGUAACGACAAAUAUGUAAUAAAAAAAAGGUAAACAUUUUCCAACUAUUUAAUUUUCUUUUAUUAUAAUAGGUAUUUAUUCCCAUAAUAUUAUAAAGUUACCCUCAACCUAAAAUGUCAACUUUUUUUUUCGAUGUUUGUCAUAAUAUUCUGAUGUUUUCCUUUAAUAUUUCAACUUUAUGCUACUAAAAUUAUUUUUCCUCAUAAUACAUUAUUGUCAUAAAAUUUGGGCCUCUUUUUGUUAGAUUAUCACAUUUUUCUCAGUAUUUGUUAAAAUGUAUUCUUUGUAAAAUUAAUGCAAAUUUUUCAAUUUUUGCUGAUUUUUUUUUUUUUGUGUUCUUAUUUAAUUUUAUUUUUAGAAUGUGUCACGGGCCAAUAAAAAAAAACAGCAGCACUUGGGACACCCCUGCUUUAGUGCGUCAGGGUUUAAGUGUUGACAUCACCAGGGUUAUUUCUUGAAGGAGAAUGCUGACCGUCCCUCAGUCGUAGUUCCGACUGUAUUGAGGCCAUGUUCAUGCAAGAUUGGGUGAAGAUUUGUGGACAUGAAACAACCUUCGUCUUGACAAGCACCCCCACCACCAUUCGCUCUGUUAUUAUGUGUGGCCCACACUCUGUCCUUCAGUCUGGCCUGAGAGAAGACAGAUGGAGGCUCAUUCUGUCAGUGCUCUACAUACUGUACACACAUGUAAGGUUCAGUUGAGGCCGCCGACUUACUUCAGCCAAUCGCUUCACUUUACUGCAUAAAGUCAGAUCCUGACUCCCUAUUUGGUGUGAAUAACAACUUCCUUCCUUCUCUUGAUGUAUCCAGCAGAAGAGGACGUGUCCCUCAGGUGUGUGUGCCCCAGCUGGUGUUGUGAAUCAGGCCGAUGACAGACACCUCCUACAAGCCGGCUAUUUCACAACACCAGGGUGGCACCGCACCACUUGGCAACCAGCAAGAAGUCAUUGCAUCACGCUGCAAAGAGGACUUUCACGGAAGCCUGAAUUUUUUUAUUUUUUUUUUUUCUGUGACAAGAUUACACUUUCAUUUGUACAACAGUAUUAAAAAAUGUAAAAAUCUAUGAUUUCGAGAAUAAAGUCAUAAAUUUGUGACAAAAAAGUCGUAAUUUGACAAAAAAUAAAGUAAUAUUAUGAGGAAAAAAGUUGUAAAUUUAUGAGAAAAACAAGUCGUAAUACCACCUUUGCCCAAGGCCACAGGUCACUAAGUCUGCCCCGUUUCAUGGGUGUCUCGGGCAAUGCCUGUAACAUAAAGUUACAAGUUUUUUUCUCACAAAUUUACGACUUUAUUCUCAUAAAUUAACAACUUUUUUCCUCAUAAUAUUACUUUAUUUUACUUUUACUUUUAUUUUUAAAAGUCGUAAUAUGCCGCAAAUGAAGUUGUAAAUUUACGAGAACAAAGUCGUAAAUUUACGACUUCAUUUGCGGCAUGUUACGACUUUUUUUCUCAUAAAUUCACAACUUUUUUGUCGUAAAUUGAUGACUUUAUUCUUGUAAAUUAACGACUUUAUUUGCAGGAUAUUAUAACCUUAUUCUCAUGAAUUCACUACUUUUUGUCGUAAAUUUACGACUUUAUUCUCGUGAAUUUACGACUUUUAUUGUACAUUUACGACUUUGUUCUCGUAAGAUUCUGACUUUAUUCUCGUAAAUUAGAUUUUUUUUCCUCAUAAAUUUACGACUUUAUUCUUGUAAUAUGACUUUUUUUUACGUAUUAGGGCCGCAUUGAAAAAAAACCUUGAGAUUUCGAGAACAAAGUCGUAAAUUUGCAAUUUUUUUUGUCAUAAAUGUAAGACUAUUCUGGAAAACUCAGAUUAUUUUAACGCUCCGUCGUCAGGCAUUAUGUGACCUUUGGCCUUGGGCACGUGGAGGGAAAACAAGGCGGAAGUGAGAAAAGCUAGACAUGCUAAUCUGUAGCCAAUCUGCCAAAUUGUAAAUAAAAUCUUAACUGAAGCAAGAGCAAAGUUUCCUUCCUUCCUGAAGAGUUAUGCUCUUUUUUUUUUCCCCCCCUUACACAUACAACAAGUAAUAUUACAAAUUUAUUCUCGUAAAUUAACGUUAUCCUCCUAAUAGUAUGACUUUUUUCUCGUAAAGUCAUCAAUUUACGAGAAAAAAUGCCGUAAAUUUACGAGAAUGUCAUAAAUUUUCGCCGUUAUUCUAGAAAUCUCAGAUUUGUUUUUGUUUUCUUCCAAUGUGGCCCUAAUAGUCCGUCGUACCGCAGAGACCACUGCUGUGUAACAACUAUUGCUGCUUCCAAGAUACAACUGUGUUUAGUCAGCUCCUGUAAACAGAAAAUCUACUGUGGUUGAGUUGAUAAAGUAUCCUCUACAGUCUUCUCAGCCUUGUCAAGUGCAGGCUGGCUUAAUCCCAAAAGAACUCGACAUUAAUACUGCAUUAAUAUUUGACAAUGUUGCCAAAUAAGUGAGGAGAAAAAGCAGUGCUUGUGGAGGAUGGUGCUUCUCUAUUUCAGGCUUGAUCUUUCACCUUCUGAUGCGAAAAGCUGCCUCAUCAAUCACUCGGCCUCUGCUGUCCACGACCUCUUGUGCUCCUGUCAGAAACAGUUGGAAGGCGAGCAAUGAUGAUGACCCCUAGCCUCCGGGUUUGUGACACAAUGUGGCCCGCUUAUUGUAUUUUUCUCGUAACGCGGUCAUCUCCUACAACACAGACACACAGCUUGAAGACACUUACAACAUUAUGCACCGUUCAAUCAGGUGUGUCCCAAGUGUAUAUUAAAAUAAUAUUUACAGGCAAUGUUUAUAUUGUUAUUCAUAAUAUUAAUAUUAUUGUAAAAAGCUUGGACACGACAUGCUUUGUGCUACCUUGGCAGCGUCGAUCAGGUGGGAUUUUUUUGGAACAUUGCCAUUGGUCAUGCCAAAAAUAUGCAUGUUAGGUUAAUUGUUGACUCUUUAUUGUCCAUAGGUAUGAAUGUGAGUGUGAAUGUUUUUUUGUCUCUAUGUGCCCUGCCAUUGGCUGGGUGUACCCCGCCUCUCGCCCGAACUCAGCUGGGAUAGGCUCCAGCAUACCCCCGCGACCCUCGUGAGGAUGAGUGGCAUAGAAGAAAAAAUUAUUUUAAAUGCUUUUAUUAUUAUACUUAUUUAUUUUUUAAUACUUUAAAACGCCAUUUUCAUAUAUUUUCUGAUUUUCCUCUGUGCUUUUUGCAGGGCUGUCAAAAAAUAGCGGGUUAAAGGCGGUAACUAAUUGCGGAAUUAACACAUGGCUCUCUGUUAUGACAACAGUCGGCGGCAGGUGUAGCUCCCCACAGUCACAGUGUCUGAAGCCCUUUUAAACUUCAUUCUAACCUCAACACAUCAAGCGCAGUGCAAUUCCAGCGCCAUAUAUGUUUCUCUAACUCCACAACAACACGUCUCCAGUCCAUCCGUCAUUGCAACGACCUUCCUCAUUGUCACUAGACAGACCGCGAGAUGCAUUCACUGACACUCCAACAUCACAAUAACGUCUUUAAUAUCCGCGCACAUGUGGUCUCAAUAAACAGAAAUUAAAAGUAAAACAAUAAGUGGAUAUUCUAUCACUCACUUUGUAACUCUUAAUGUGAAAGUACAAUUUGCUGCAUUUAGGUAUGCUCGGAAAUCCCAGAAAAUUCACUCAAAACUUGUGUAUUCAACUUAAAUGACGUGGUGUCUUUGAACGCAACUCCUCAUUUUGCAUAAUAACACAGUUAAAGUCUGAUCCAAAUAUUCUGCUUUUAAAGAAACCAGUUUCGUUUUUUAAGCAAUGAAGCCGUCGUGUGUAGACUUUAAUUACUGAGUCGUAGCUCAGUCACAAUCAUUCACAAGAUCCACAUAAACUGUCAGUUGUUCCACAUACAAAAAAGCCGUCUUCUUUGGAGCUUGUUGCAGACAGUGACACCGUUUAUUUCCUGGUGUGAGACUAUGUGCACUGGUCAAUACUGUAAUGCCCCUUGUUGUGGGGAAGGAGAAACUCACGUCGCCAAUGCACUUUAAUUGCUUUAUUAACAGCAGUUUAUUAACCUAGUUGUUCUUUACAACUUUUAUCCGCAGUCCCACAGUGCCCUCUACUGGUCAACAUGUAACAGUAUAAUUAUAUGUAUCUGCAAACACAACAGGCCAUCAGGCUUCUCAACGAAGCACUCACACACGCCACACGCAACACAAGCACACUCUCAUAGCACUUUAUUAUUUAUUUAUUUAUUUGUAUUAUUUAUUUGUAUUAAUGUCUCUUCUGUUUUUGUUGCUUAAUUUAUUGGUAUAUAUGUUUAUGUUUCUUAUGUUCUUAUUCUUUCUUGUGUUUUCUUUCUUUUCUUGGGAGAAUGAACAGAAUAAGAUUUUCAUUGCAUGGUAUAACUGCUGUUUUACCAUGCACAUGACAAUAAAACUCUCUUGAAUCUUGAAUAUGUGCGCGCACAAAUUCAAAAUGACCGCCAACCUUUCUAUAACGGCCACCUGCCUUUAGCGGCCACUUUUGCCGUUUCCCUUUAGUGGCCGCUAUCGACAGGUUUGACUGUAUAUAUAAUCCUGCCCUGUCAUUUGUCUUUCUUUCAAUAAAAUACAGUAAAAAUGGGCACAUUUCAGACAUAGUGUGACAUGGUGAUUAAUCAUGAUUAAUCAGAAAAGUGUGAUUAAUCUGAUUAAAAAUCAAAUUAAUCAUUUGACAGUCCUAGUUUUUUGUAUAUUAGACUGGCAAUUUUUUCUCAAUAUACUUCAUUGUUUAAAGUACAUACAUUACUUUGAUGUCUUGUAUUAUUUAUGCUAUGAGCUAUGAUUUGUUUUGAAAGACGGUACACUACUUUUUUCAAAUGUACUCGGUGUAUUUGCACAAAGUAUUGUAUCGCUGACACCAGCCUGAAUUUUACUCAGUAUCGGAUCGGAAUGGAAAUCAGUGUAUCGCACGUGACAAUUAUGCAAAAUGAGACACAGCCGUGCAUUGUUGACAGACUAGGAGAAAGGGACAUCUAGUGGAAAUGGAAAUUACGCUGAAGUAACAACCAACGUGUCCUCGUCUUCUUUUUCUUUUUUUUAAAAAUACACCAAAAACAAUUAAAAAUAUAUUUACCAGAGAGAGUAAUUGUAGCAAAAUUAAUGUCAUUUUUUUCUGGCAGAUAAGCCGAACCAGAAUGAGGACACAAUAACAAAGCAAGCUAUAAAAGCAGGAAGUGAGACUAGCUUAAUCACGUUUCCCCGCCAUGGCCGAUCACAGGUGUUUUUAAUUGGAGGACCACAGGUGAUGCAGACACCGACCACUGAACUAGACGGCCUGUUUGACUGCAAAUAAGAGCUUUAAUACUAAGCUAUAUGAUUUUACGGGAAAAAAGUGACACAGCCAUGACUUUAAAUGACUCUAAGCUUAGCGUGCUGCUCCUGCUCCUGCUUGGCUUCGCACACCACCAAGUGGCAGGAGUCUGCGAUGUGGACUUUUGUACCGACCCGACAAAAUGCAUCCUGUCUGAAGACAAGAACUCUUGCAAGUGUGUGCAAGGAUUUUAUGAUGACCACUGUGACAAAGAUGCACACAUGAGAGUCAUGUGCACCAAAGACUUCAUGGGACUCAGAGCAACCGAAGCGUUCUUCUUGUAUUACAACGCACCGGUCACAUCUCUGCACCUUCCCAACAGAGCGUGCAAAGCAGUCAGGGAAGUUAUCGACGACGUUCCGUACUACAUGAUCAGUGUAACCAAAGAUCAAUACAUGAACUGCGGGGGGAAGCCGCUUGAGCGAAACUUCACUCAUGCCAUCUACACCCUGAGUCUCCAAACAGAGCCUCUGUCUACUGGAAAUAUCAUCAGAAAUCCAGUCAUUAAGCUGGAUUUCACCUGUAUCUUUCCAGUCGUCACAAGAGUCAGCUUACCCUUCGAGGUCAUUCCCAUUAUCAGUGAGGCGAUGGUGCGUGUAGACGCGAUGGAGGCUAUCAUACAGAUGUCUCUGUACACGGAUCACAGCUACACGCAACCCUUCACCAGUGCCCCCACUAUCGAGCUGGGAGCCAAGGUGUUUGUGGAGGUGACGGUGACUGAGCCUGCAGACUUCUUCCUCCUUCGCAUCAAUGACUGUUGGGCCUCUCAGAGUCAGCAAGCCAAUGACACUGAGGGUUUGGAUCACAGCCUGCUUUUAAACGGGUGUGUGAACGACAACACGGUGUCCUUCCACAAUCUGAGCGAGGAGCAACUUGGCCUGAACGGGCAGAGCACAACCCUCCACUACAGCUUUGAAAUGUUUCGCUUCACGGCGGCGCCCCAUGAGUUCUAUCUGCACUGCACUGUGCAGCUCUGUGACCCAGACGACGCGGAUUCCUGCAAACCUAACUGUAAUUCCAUCGCUAAGAGGGAAGCCAUGCGAGCAGACCCUCCCCAGGGGCUUUUAUCGUAUGGGCCCAUAAGAAUUGAAACACCAAGCAGACCUGAAUCCAGUGUAUUGUGGACCGUUGUGCUUCCUGUAGCAAGUGUCUGGACUGUGGGUUUCUUCCUUGCCCUCCUCAUCGCCAUGGCAAGAGCUGGCAGUAGGAAGCAUGUGCAAACAGAAGACCUCCCUGAUGCUGUUGCAGCUUGAAUGUGCCAUCAAUAAAAGUCAA
Dunckerocampus dactyliophorus (ringed pipefish) is the source of this 7259-nucleotide messenger RNA. RefSeq names its product zona pellucida glycoprotein d (gene zpd). The record is from RefSeq and is a predicted model, not a curated record. The coding region runs from base 5987 to 7237 and encodes 416 amino acids. Lineage: Eukaryota; Metazoa; Chordata; Actinopteri; Syngnathiformes; Syngnathidae. Gene Ontology annotation, cellular component: cell surface; apical plasma membrane. The transcript is spliced from 10 exons. Gene Ontology annotation, biological process: neutrophil migration.